Molecule: messenger RNA, 4348 nt
Organism: Pieris brassicae (large cabbage white)
Lineage: Eukaryota; Metazoa; Arthropoda; Insecta; Lepidoptera; Pieridae
Exons: 23
Coding region: 320-3790 (1156 amino acids)
Biological process (GO): protein autoprocessing; positive regulation of DNA-templated transcription
Cellular component (GO): nucleus; endoplasmic reticulum membrane
Molecular function (GO): sequence-specific DNA binding; DNA-binding transcription factor activity
Source: RefSeq, a predicted model, not a curated record
UGUACGGAUGACGUGCGCCUGUGUUUUCGCUGUGAACUUUUGAAGAAUAUUCUUGAUAACAACAUAAAAUAAACACAAAUAAGUUAUUAAACUUUUAAGCGCUUAAUGUAAUAUGGUGAAAUUGGCACAAAAGUGCUAUACUUGUUAAUCCAUGAGUGAAAUCAGUUUAAAAUCUUUCAGGACAUUGUAAAGUGAUUGUUUGAUUAUAUCUGUUUCAAUGUGUUUUUAAUUGUCUAAUAUGUGCAAUGGUGAAGUGAGAAAAUACAGAAAUGGAUGACAAAUUAAAACAUCCAUUUAAAGUGAAAAAGAAGUUUAAAAAAUGGAUGUAAUUUCUGAUCUUGAACCUCUGAGUCCAGGUCUGAUAGACGAGUUGGAGGCUUACAUGGCGCCGGUUAGCGAAAAUUGCUACGCGCCGCAGCCUUUGGAUGCCCGCCGAAUUGGCGGGCACCAAUUGCCUGAUAGUCCGCCAGACUCGGGUUCAGAGAACCCGUAUAGUCCAGACACACAGGUCUCACAUACUAUUGCAGUCUCCCAGACGAUACUGGCUCCAGAUUAUAUGCUACUGCCCGAGCAUCUUAACAUUCAUGAGGUCCUCCAAAACGAAGAGUACAUAUACGAUGAAAUAAAGGACAAUAUAGAGCAGGAUGUUUUAAGAAAUGAUGUAGUGGUGAUGCAGGAGUCAGACUUAGGCUUGAGAAGCGUCAGACAUGAGCUUGGAUUGGAGCCAGUGUAUCAGAACAGGUACAACCAAAUGCGAGUAGACAUGCCGGAUAUAGAACCGGGUCUGAUGACGACACAGCUCGUGUCAUUAAGCCAUGAAGUCACACCAGUGUACACCAACCUACAAGAGCCGAAGAAGAGAAAACUUUCGCAGGAUGUUAAAUGUGAACCAGCGGCCCUCUCCCCGGAAAACAUAGUGCGUCCCCCGCCUUCAGUUGACGGUUCGGAGGCUGGCGAUGAUGUUCCACAGCAGAGUAUACGCUUCAGCCAUUUCCAACAGGCCUCGUGGCACGCUCUGUUUGAUAGUAAUUUGAAGCCGAUAACCCACAGCUUGCCCCCGUCCUACAUAGUGGGUGCCGAUAAAGGCUUUAACUAUUCCCAAAUAGACGAAGCCUUCGUCUGUCAGAAGAAGAACCACUUCCAGGUCACAUGCCAAAUGCAAGUGUCAGGAGACCCGCAGUAUACGAAGACUGUGGACGGAUAUAAGAAGAUUAACAGCUUUUGUUUACAUUUUUAUGGAGUCAAGGCUGAAGAUCCAAGUCAAGAAGUGCGGAUAGAACAGAGUCAAUCCGACAGAACAAAGAAGCCAUUUCAUCCCGUCCCUGUGGAACUCCGUCGCGAAGGCUCCAAAAUAACUGUCGGUCGACUGCAUUUUGCGGAAACGACGAAUAAUAACAUGCGUAAGAAGGGUCGUCCCAACCCUGACCAGAGGCACUUCCAGCUGGUGGUAGCACUCAAAGCUCACACGGCUGCCAGUGAAUAUAUUGUGGCUGCACAUGCGAGUGACAGGAUUAUUGUACGGGCAUCAAAUCCCGGCCAAUUCGAGUCCGACUGUUCAGAGAAUUGGUGGCAGCGAGGUGUUUCGGAGAACAGCGUGCAUUUUAAUGGUCGUGUUGGGAUUAACACGGACAGACCGGACGAGAGCUGUGUUAUUAAUGGUAACCUGAAAGUGAUGGGUCAUAUAGUGCAUCCGUCAGACGCACGCGCAAAACAUGAUAUUGAGGAAUUGGACACUGCGCAACAGUUGAAGAAUGUUCAGAACAUACGCGUCGUGAAAUUCAACUACGACCCAUCGUUUGCGGAACAUUCAGGUCUAGUGGGCUGGGAUCCACGUACCACUUCACGUGACACGGGUGUGCUGGCACAGGAAGUUAGGAAAGUGUUACCCGAUGCCGUGAAAGAGGCCGGCGAUGUUACAUUACCGAACGGAGAUACGAUUCCCAAGUUUUUGGUUGUUAACAAGGAUCGUAUCUUCAUGGAAAACUUAGGUGCUGUCAAGGAGCUGUGCAAGGUGACGGGGCACCUGGAGUCACGGAUAGAUCAGCUCGAGAAGAUGAACAGACGACUCUGCAAGAUUGGUCUGCAGCGGAGAGACAGUGCGAGGUCCAGUGCUAGUAACGACUCCCGUUUCUCAGGACUCUCGGCAUCCUCGAAAUCAUUAUACAGCGACGGCAAUAUUUCCAUUGACCAAAUACGUGAUAUCGCUCGUUCUAUCCGCCGACACGAGGGUUGCCAUAAACUCAGUCACAACUCCCCGAAAUACACCCGAAAACAGUGCAAAAAUUGUCAAGUUUACUCGAAAUAUGGAAAAUAUUAUAACUAUAAUAAAACAUGUGUUAGAUAUCAUUCUAAAUCGGAGAAAUCUGACAAUUUGGACAGCAAUUAUCCAACGUAUGUGAGUACGUUGGAAACUCCACAAAAAAUGCCAGACGAAAUAAGUACGAGGAAAGAGUCGUGUCUAUGGAUGAGAGAUGUCGCUUAUGGCAACAUGUGUUGCGGAAAAAAGUAUGGAUAUGAUGGCAAUGAACUGAUUUCGAAUAAACUGCUUCAAAUUGUAAUAACUAUAUUGGUGUUUAUUAUGGCUGUGUGUCUCGUCGUAAUGUCAGCUCUAUACUUCCGGGAGCAUCAAGAACUAUUGUCUAUGAAGGAGAUACGGAUGCACGAGAAAUUUUCGAACUACCCACAUUAUGGAAAGUUUAAUUUUAACAAUGCACCCGUACAUAGAGCUACCCCGCCUGAUCAAAACCAAAUACAGAAUUCAAAACCUCAACAUGCAGCUACGAAGAAAACAGCGAAGGAGAAAGGCCCUCACAAGAACCCGGAGUUUACAUCGAUAGAUCCGCCACUCCCGACUUUGACCACUCUACAUGCAUCUAGGAACUAUGUUAAAAAUGUCUUACACAUGGAACAGACUACGACGACCCCUCGUUGGGAGGGACCCAUUUCCAUCAGUCGCAUCGCAGACGUCAUUGGAGGAGGAUGUGCCUUCACUAUCAACACAGACAAUGAGUUGGAUGCGGAGUGUCAGUCGUCGUGCCUAGACGCCCCACAGAACUAUGAAAGUCAAGAAACUUUGGAGCGUGGAAUACCCGAUAGAGUAAUCAAUGAAACAUACUCUAGACCACUAGAACCUAUUAUCAAAGAGAAAAUAAUCACACCGGUCAUUGCUGAUAAAAACACAUCGGAGAUAAAAGAGGAGAUGAAGAAACAUUUAAAAGAGAUUAUAGCGGAGUCGAACUUCUUAGACGCCAAGAAUAUUAGUGAGGGAAGAAUGAAGAGAGAAGUCGAAGUGGGGGAGGAGGGAGAAGGAAUUCUGAAGAGCAGUUCCGAGGAGAUGAUAUUAAGUCAAUCGGACGAGAUUGGACGAGAAUGCGACACGAUAUCAGUGGGAAUAAGCAGUAAAUCGAUUUCAAAUGUAACCGUAUUCUCUGAGUCAGUUUGCGCACGCGCACCACACAACUAUACAUACUCUAUCCCGCUCUCUCAUUGUUUGCAUCAUAAGCACGUGGAUAUAUUAUUCAGAUCGUCAAAACUCCGCGAUCUCCGUCUAUGCGAUCUCCAAUGCAAGUACGACACAAACAAGAACUGUCAACUUAACAAAGACAUAGCAAAGCCUCUUCCGAGCAUGGAUGUGUGGAAUUCCAAGCUCACACUUGAGUGUAACAUGGACCGGACGCUGAAGCUACGAGGCAGUUUUGUCCCUAUCAAGGAAUUAUGCUACUUGAAAUCAGAGAGCAAAAUACAGUUCGUCGAAUUCAACAUACACAUUUACAGAGAUUGCCAUAAUUAAAAAUAAAUGGUAGAUAUAGUGAAAUACAUUCCCAAAAGUGCAAUUAUAUUAUUGUCCGUCCUAGACAUUAUUUUAUAUAUAAUGGGAAAUAGAUUUAUAUAUAGGAUAAGAAAUACUCCCGGUUAUCAGUAUCCACGCGUUACGUUUAUUGUAUGGAUUUUUUCUAGUGUUGCCAGUUUUUAUUACUAAAUAACUUCAACUGAUUACGUUCCUCAAAUUUUAGGUAUUAGAUAAAAUUAUUUUCUUUUUGGACUAAUCUAGUUUUAUAUCAUUCAUUUUUUAUUCGUUUCUUCUGUCAACCGACCAAUGGUUGCAAAUGAACUAAAAAACACGGAUUACCUUAGUAAACAAGAAACAAUUAAUUCCUUUAAAAUAAAUGCUAAUCUUAUUUUCACAGGAUUGUGAGUCAGUUAUUAUUUUUCAUAUACAAAAAAAUCAGACCUGUUUGUGUUUGCCCCAUUGCCUUUUACGAGACAUCACUUGUUAAAUUUAAGUUAGAUAUAAUCAUUAUUUUUGGUACCUGUAUUUCUAAUUUAUAUUUUUAGAUUUUGUUUUUAC